AUGUCGAGCGUCGUGUCGUCGCCUCCCAUGAGGCGUACAGCUGUCGUCUGGAUUGUGGCGACGUUCUUCGCCGGAUUUGCGCCGGCAGCCACUCCGGAACAAAUGCGUCUGCAGGAGCUGAACAAUGAUGUGGCAAGGCUGAGGCAGAGACUAAAGGCCAGUCCUGAUGAGGUGCAAGCGUACAUCGAAUUGGGAAUGGCCCUGCAGGAAGUCAACCAACUCAGACCUGAUGGAGGACGCAAUAUACCAGAGGCUGAGAAGGCAUACAAGAAGGCUUUGGAGUUCACAUUGCCAGCCGUGGCCAAAACAAUCAUACUUGGCAAUUUGGGAGCUCUGCUCAUGUCCAGUGGCAGAAUCGAAGAGGCCAUUAAGUGCAUUGAUGAGGCUGUCAGAGUCUCGCUGCAAGCAAACCCAACCAGCGAACGCAAGGACCUUUCUUCAGUCGCAGGCCUCAUAUUCAAUAAGGGCAAGGCAUUGUCGAUGAUAGGUCAGCUGGAGGCAUCUGAGUCAACCUUCGCGCAGACCUUGGAUGCUGCUCGUGGAUUCGACACAGCGGUGUAUGCAAAGGCAGCUGCGGCGAUGCAAAGACUUCCACCUCAACAAUUGUGGGAACUACAGUGUGCUGCAGACUAUUUAAGAAGAGGCCUUGGUGAGAAUGCCACAGGCUCUGAAGGGCCCAACAGCACAUGGAUCCAGAGUGGAUUGCUCACUUGGUUCUGGGCUUUGAUGGGGUAUUCAACAGAGGGCAAGCGCAAAUGCAGUGCAAAAGAAGAAUGGCAAUGGUUGGAUGCCAUGGAGGAUGCUGACCGCUCCUGGUUGUAUUUCGCCCUCUACAAAGCAUUGCAGGACAGCCAGCUUGACAUCGCAUGGCAGUACCUGGAGGAGGGGAACCGACUGCAACGUGAGGGCAUUAACUAUGAUCCAAAAGUGGAGCAAAUGGGCUUUCAGGUGAUGACGCAAAUGUUCACAGCCUCAACUUUCCAUCCAACCUGGGGUUUUCAUGACAGCACGCCAAUCUUCGUUGUGGGGAUGCCUCGAUCUGGAAGCACCCUGAUUGAGCAGCUGCUGGCGUCGCACUCCAAAGUUCAUGCGCUUGGGGAAGACACCCCCCUGGCCCCCCUCGUUGGCGAGCUGAUGGCACAUAUGGGAAAGGAUGGCCAGCCUCAUGUCUUUCGCGACUACGGGGCGACAUACGUGGCGAAGGUGCACGAAAUGGCAGUAGCUGGCGGGAACGGCGGUGUAGCACGCACAGUGGACAAGAUGCUGCGGAACGUCUGGAAUUUGGGCUACAUUCACUUGAUGCUCCCGGAUUCCUGCAUCAUCCAUGCGGCAAGGCACCCCAUGGACGCCGGUCUGAGCUGCUACGCCCAGCCGUUUGAAGGACGAGGCACCCCGUGGGCAUGGAACCUGACAGAGAUUGGUCACCAGCAGAGACUGCUGGAAAAUCUGAUGCGCCACUGGUCCAAGGUCCUGCCCCACAAGAUCCUGAAGGUGCGUUAUGAGGCUCUGGUGCAGAAUGUAGAAGGUGAGGCCAGGAGGAUACUGGAACACUGCGGCCUGCAAUGGGAGGACCGUGUUUUGCGGUUUUACGAAGCGGACAGGGCGGUCCAAACAGCGAGCCUCGCACAGGUGCGGCAAGACAUAUACACUACAUCGAUGGGGAAAUGGAGGAAGUACGAGAAAUAUUUGCAACCUCUGAAGGUCGAGUUAGGCGAACAUGUGCAGGACUACGAGAAGGAACUACGGCGCUACCUCACAAAGAGGAAGCCUCAAGAUCCACAAGCCGAACUGUAA
Ostreobium quekettii is the source of this 1794-nucleotide messenger RNA. The record is from the annotation of a GenBank genome assembly. Lineage: Eukaryota; Viridiplantae; Chlorophyta; Ulvophyceae; Bryopsidales; Ostreobiaceae.